Messenger RNA from Oncorhynchus masou masou (cherry salmon), 5117 nucleotides. Its product is annotated as zinc finger protein OZF-like. Lineage: Eukaryota; Metazoa; Chordata; Actinopteri; Salmoniformes; Salmonidae. The transcript is spliced from 3 exons. The record is from RefSeq and is a predicted model, not a curated record. Bases 269 to 1723 code for a protein of 484 amino acids.
GGCUGAAGUGGGGGAACAGGAAGUUCCGGCCAGGGCCGCAUCUUUCUUCAUAACAAAGAAAGUGGCAGAAUUGUGCAGUAGAGACGAUUACUUUUGUCUCCUUUUCAAAUGGAUUGAUACAGGCCGACUCAGAUUAAGUCUGAGGCUGGUAACAUCAACAGUGAGGACAAACCCAGCCUGCCUCUCUCCUUCCACACUGAGUCCAAACCUACAAUCACUGGGUCCUGAUUGUGACAGUGGAGCCCAGUUUGCACUGCAGGAUCCAGAGAUGGCAUCAGUGAAGUUGGAAGACUGCAGUCAAACACUGGAGCUGAAUGUCAACAUUAAAGAUGAAGAAGAGAAGAUUGGGAAAUCUGUUUCUCAUGGUCACGUUGAGACAUCCUCUACAUCCAGAGAGCAGAAGCAGGAAGAUCACAGAGCUAAGAGGUUUCACCACUGCCCGCAUUGUGAGGAGAUUUUCCCAUAUCUAUCAAAGCUAAAAAUACACCUAAAAACACACACAGGAGAGAAUCUAUAUUCCUGUACUGACUGUGAGAAAAGAUUCACAACAUCACAUUCUCUGACAGUUCAUCAGAGAGUGCACACAGGUGAGAAGCCUUACUCCUGCUCUGCCUGUGGGGGGAGAUUCUCUCGACGGAGCCACUUAAAGAGACACCAACAUAUACACACAGGAGAGAAGCCUUACUCUUGCUCUGACUGUGGAAAAUGCUUCGCAACAUCAUCUGACCUAACAGUUCACCAGAGAACACACACAGGAGAGAAGCCUUUUUCCUGCUCUGACUGUGGGGGGAGAUUCUCUCAACUGAGCAGUUUAAAAAAACACCAACAUAUACACACAGGAGAGAAGCCUUACUUCUGCUCUGACUGUGGGAAGAGUUUCUCCCUAUUGGAUACCUUAAAAGCACAUGCACGUAUACAUACAGGAGAAAAGCCUUACUCUUGCUCUGACUGUGGGAAGAGGUUCUCUCAACGGAGCAACUUAAAAAUACACCAACGUUUACAUACAGGAGAAAAACCUUAUUCCUGCUCGGACUGUGAAAAGAGUUUCUCCCAAUUGGAUAAGUUAAAUAGUCACCAGCGAAUACAUACAGGGGAGAAGCCUUACUUCUGCUCUGACUGUGGGACUUGUUUCAGCCAAAUUGAUACGUUAAAAUGUCACCAGCGAAUACACACAGGAGAGAAGCCUUACUCUUGCUCUGACUGUGGGCAGAGUUUCUCUCAACACAGCAGCUUAAAGAAACACCGACGUAUACACACAGGAGAGAAGCCUUACUCCUGCUCUGAAUGUGGGACGAGUUUCUCUCUACAGGACAGCUUGAAAUCACACCAACGUAUACACACAGGAGAGAAGCCUUACUUCUGCUCUGACUGUGGAAAGAAUUUCUCUCGACACAGCAGCUUAAAGAAACACCAGCGUAUACACACAGGAGAGAAGCCUUACAUCUGCUUUGAAUGUGGGAAGAGUUUUACAACAUCAAGUGCUCUGACAGUUCAUCAGAGAGUGCACACAGGAGAGAAGCCAUACUCCUGCUCUGACUGUGGGGGAAGUUACUCUCGACUGGGAAACUUAGAAACACACCAUCGUACACAUACGGGAGAGAAGCCUUACUCUUGUUCUGACUGUGGUAAAUGCUUCACAACAUCAAGUGCUCUGACUGUUCAUCAGAAAACACACACAGGAGAGAAGCACACCAACGGAUACACAGAGAGUUUUGCAGAUUAAAAUCUUACGUUUUCGGUGGAUUGACAAUGGACCCGUUUUAAAGUAUCCUUUUUUGGUAACAGUUCUCUCAAACCAGCUAUGAUUAAAGUCACUCCAUCACUUAAUUCUCAUUAAAGAAGUGGUAAGUGAAUUGGAUCAAAUGAAGAAAGUGUAGAACACUAUUGUAAUCCUGUUGUUUCUCACUGUGAGAGAACUGUGCAGAGGAAAAGGAGCAUUACAGAAUGUUAGCCUCUCUUUACUGAUCAGUGUGCAUCUUGUCUGUUUUGGUGUUUUGUUAGCGUCUACUGCAAAGAUAUUGAGAUGACCUUGGAUUGGCCCUUAGUGUUGAAUAUCAUCUUAGGUUUCUCUUGUUGAAACAAUGGAGUCUGAUGGUUGACUGGAUAGUACUGCUUCCCUCUAGUUUUCUGUGGGAAUGAGCACGUACACACAGCAUGUAUGAGAGAGCUGGUGUGAUGAUCAGUUUUCAUAUAUAUAUAUAUAUAUAUGAAGAAAUGUCAAUAGAAAAACAAUUAAAAAUAAAUUGAAUGCAGCUACUUCGCUGUUAUUCUAGCAACACGGUUUCACGUGACUGUUAGCCGUAGUUGGCUGGCAAGCAAGCAAGGGAUAACAAACGACUUGGUCACGUCCAUAGAUACAGAAUAAAAUUACUUUGACUGGAUCCAGUCUCUGGCAACCUAUCCAAUAGAAUGAACGGACAUCUUUUCUCAGACAGUCAAAAUCAUGAAUCGGCAUGAUUUUUAUGGAUAUACACAAAGAAAUGUUGUUAGAGAAAUGGGUAAAACGGCAUGAAAUGCAGCUAGUUUGCUGUGUUACAGCGUCCAUUUGAAAUGAUUGCGUUUGCUGUGUAGAUGGCUAGCUUCUCUGAACAGUGUCCUGACCAGAGAGCACAUUUUCUAUGCCAUGCGAAAUCCAAAACAGCUUGCAGCUACUUUGCUGUUAUUCUAGCUGCACUGUUUGACCUGUUUUCAAAAAAAUAAUAAUUGGUAACACAUUGUAUAAAAGCAAAUGUACACUAGGGAUUGUGGACAACGGUACUCUUACCUAUGACCGCAGCACAGCCGUGCUAAAAAAUUGUUUUCGUAUAGUCUGUGAUGUGCCAUCUGUAAAUACGAAUACAUUUGUUUAAAUUACGAGCCUAGUUUGUACUUCUGCAUAAGUACUUCUGCAUAAGUGUUGCUCUCCACUUUUCUGGAGGACUGAGUUUUGAGAUCAGUGGAAUUAGAGUAUGUUAGCCAUCUAACUAGCUAGGUAAACAAUUAACCACAUGGGUUUUCUCCAUCUCCUUACAUACUAAAAAAAAACAUGUUUCUGGAUCACAUCUUCAAACUAAGGGCAAACAUGGUAUCUGUGACAGGGAGACGCAUCCAUCCAUGAUGUAUACGGGUAAGGUAAUGUAGCUAGCUGGACUUUCAGAUAUUACACGUUUCUAAUUUUGACAGUGGUUUCAUUUCAAGUUAAAGUGUACUGUUAGCUAUCUAGCUAACGUUAGCUGGUUGGCUCGCUAACUUACAUUAUGUGUAUGAUGUUAUUAUUCGUAUCUCAGAGCCAUUUGCUUUGCUAGUUAUAGCCUAAUGUUAGCUAGCUAACAUGAACCUGGUUGGUUAGCUACCUGCAAAUUCAUGCAGGGUAGUAACAUCAUGAGUUGGGAUUAUGGUUAAUUGUUUACCUAGCUAGUUACACAUCUUAUUAAAAGACUCCAGUAUGUAAGUAACCAUUUCCGUUGCAUUUGUAAAUUCAGUCUGAGUAUGCCAGAGCGCAGAAUAACUGAUGAAUUUAUGAACACUCAACACCAGUUGAAUAUGGCCAGUGUCCUCUCAUUUGUGUCUGGAUGUAGCUAGCAAGCAAGCCAAUUUUAGCCAGUUAGCUGUGGGGCUAAAGCUUAAGAGGGUGUGAACGAUGCUGAAUGGGCAAAGAAGAGCUUUCCAGUUGGUACCAAAAUUUUCAAAGGCCAUUUUCUCAGAAGUGAGGUUACAAGUAUUAAGUUAAUGGCCGAGCUGGUCGCCCGGCCAAACUGAGAUAUUGGGGGAGAAGGACUUUGUCAGGGAGGUGACCAAGAACCGAAUGGUCACUCUGACAAAGCUCCAGAGUUCCUCUGUGGAGAUGGGAGAACCUUCCAGAAGGACAACCAUCUCUACAGCACUUUGCCAAUCAGCACAUGACUUCCCGCUUAACGUUUGUGAAAAGGCACCUAAAGGACUCUCAGACCAUGACAAACAAGAUUCUCUGGUCUGAAGAAACCAAGAUUGAACUCUUUGGCCUGAAUGCCAAGCUUCACGUCUGGAAGAAACCUGGCACCAGCCCUACGGUGAAGCGUUGUGGAAGCAGCAUCAUAGUGUGAGGAUGUUUUUCAACCGCAGAGACUGGGAGACCAGUCAGGAUCGCGGGAAAGAUGAAUCCUUGAUGAAAACCUGCUUCAGAGCACUCAGGACCUCCGUCUGGGGCGAAGGAUCACCUUCCAACAGGACAACACAGGAAUGGCUUCAGAACAAGUCUCAAUGUCUUUGAGUGGCCCAGCCAGAGCCCGGACUUGAACCCAAUCAAACAUCUCUGGAGAGACCUGAAAUUAGCUGUGCUGUGACGCUCCCCAUCCAACCUGACAGAGCUUGAGAGGAUCUGCAGAUAAGAAUGAGAGAAACUCACCAAAUACAGGUGUGCCAAGCUUGUAGUGUCAUAACCAGGAAGACUUGAGGCUGUAAUCAAUGCUGAAGGUGCUUCAACAGAGUAAAGGGUCUUAAUGUAUAUAAGUAUUUUUAUUUUUUUUUGUAAACAUUUCUAAAGACCCAUUUUUGCUUUGUCAUUAUGGGGUAUUGUGUGUAGAUUACGUAACGUAACAAAAUGUGGAACAAGUCAAGGUAUCUGAAUACUUUCCGUAUGCAGUGUGUGUGUGUGUGUGUGAGAGAUGCGGUAGCCUACCUUGUUCAGUUUAAUAAAGUCAACGCAGUAUUCAUAUUAUUAUAAUGGGUUAUGCAUAAUAAGCUAAUAGCCUCUGUCUCUUGUGCAAUACUCACCUGUGCUCUGCUGGCCUUUCCUUAAACCCUCCUUAGCUCUUGGACUCGCAUUUCUUCCUCUAAUAGAUUAUUGGAAGAGAGAAGCAAGCUCUUUUUUUUUGCUGAAUAUUAAUUACAGCAGCCAAUAGAACUCACAGGUAGUUUGAAAGAGCCAAUGCUCAAUGGUGGUAGAAUAUAUAGUAGUUAUUGAUUCACACCCAUAACCAUUCAAUCUUCGUGAAGAGAAAGCCGUCUUCAUCUUAUUGUAGUCCUACAUUAUCAUAUUGUAGUCCUAUAUUAUCAUAUUGUAGUCCUAUAUUAUUGUAGUCCUAUAUUAUUGUAGUCCUCUAUUAUUGUAGUCCUCUAUUAUUGUAGUCCUAUAUAUUAUUGUAGUCCUAUAUUAUCCU